AUGACGAGCUCCCCCGAUGCCCAACAACACCCACAUGACGCUGCCGUCCAAGACGAGCCUGAGCAAUAUCGUGGCUUAGACGCUACAUCUUAUACAGCACGGCGUUUGCAUCAUGCUUCUGCACGUCACCUAUACCUGACGUCCCGGAGACAUUUUAUAGGGCCCAUUCCCGAACAUUGGAUACAUAGUCAUCGAAAGGCCUGGUAUCGGUCAAGGCUAAGCUUCAAAAACUACACCUCUCGCACUCUGACAUUCUCGGCAAAGACUACUUCAUUCAACGAAGCCCCACGUUCCCCUUCGCCGGAACCUCCGACAGAAGUGAACGAGACUUUGGAUGACCGUGACGAUGAUGGAACACCCGACGAUUCCACCAGAAGGCGUGAUCCAUCAACUCACGAUCCAGACAAUGAAAACCAGGAGGUUGAUACGACCGAGGAAGGCGAGCCUAGCCCAUCCGAUGCUGAUACUGGAGUAGCAAGCACAUUCGUGACUGCCAGAGAAACUCUUCCAGGAGAAGAAGAACCUUUGAGUCCAUCUAUCACUAAGGCCACCACAUUAAACAAGCCAAGGGCUUCACGUGAUUCUGGUACAGCUUCUAGAUGGACGCAUACGCAUCCCUCGCCAGGACGGUCGUCCCAAGUGCUAAGCACUUUGCAUUCUGCGACAGAUACAGGAUCCACUGCAUCCCUUCUUCCACACCGGAACGAUGUAGAGGCCGACUCUACUGUUUCGACAAAGACUCUCCGGCCACAGGAACCCCAGCCUCAUGAUGUGCAAACAGCCAAGCGGGCAUCCGGACCCCAAGACAGGGUAAGAGCAAAAAUUGCUCGUUUCAACUUGGAUGACAAUGUUAUGAAUCAGCAACAACGCAUUCGUUCUCGAAUCGAACGAACGCAGGACAAAGUUUCCGCCAACAGGCCUCGUUGGAGUAAAGAAAGUGAAGGCGAGAUGGUCAGAGCACAAAAGAUGCUUGUACGAGUUGAGGAAACUUCACAAGAACUACCAUUUGAUUAUUCUGAGAAUAUCAGUUUUCGAACAGAGACCCGAGAAAUCAAGAAAUGGCGUGAGUAUGUCGUCGUCUGCCGGAAAGCCCUCGAGGAUAGCGCCCACUUCACGCUGGAGAUGUACAAAACUCGGGUUAUCCAGGGUGUGGAAAAGUCACGAAAAUCAGCAUACUAUGAAGUUCCAUUGGACAAGAAAAUCACCAAAGUCAACUUGUACUCCGCACUGGACAAGACUUGGGCUAUAUGGCACCCAUACAAGCUUGGUACACGAAUCUUUAUUCUAAGACCUCGGUCUUCAACUCAUGCAAUGGAAUGGUAUACUUUUAUCAAACAGACACUGGGGUGGCAUCGUCCAACAUCUUUGCUUAUCAAUGUGCCUGAUCUGGAUAUCUCUGUUACUUUCAAAAAUCCUUUCAAACAAAUUCGCCUUGGUAACGAAGUCUCACGUGAAAGGGAGACAUUAACCGCCAAUGCAAUUGUUGGUAACUGUAUUAAUGUACUAAAAAGCCGCAGUGGAUGGUCUGAAGCACUGGAACACUGGUCAAAAACGUCGAAAAUGGGUUUGGCAUGGAAACGAUUUGACCGUCUUGAAUGGAUUUAUGGUGCCAAUGAAGAACACAUGUACGAAACUAUUGGAAUGCAAACUUCCCAUGAUUUGGAGCUUAGGCCAAAACACCACUAUCCCACCAUGCUAAAGACAGAUGGCGAGGAGGAAGUGGAGCCAGCCCCUAUCGAAGGCUUUCUCGUACGUCUCACUUCUCAGAAAGGUGUGCAACAAAGACUGGGCAAGGAAUUCUCCAAGCGACAGUAUUAUUUCAGCCAGGACCGGUUUCUGUGUUUUUGUAAGCCGUCGAAAGCGCUACCUCCACAUCCUCCGGAUACCGAUUAUACAGAAACUACUAUACCGACAUAUCAGGAAAUUGCCGAACGGAAUCCACUGCGGUACGAUAUUCUUCCUUACCCAGUACAAGACGGACAUAUCACAUGGCUUGCGAGUGGUAAUGCGCAGUUUCUGCGACGGCGUGAUGAAGAAGCAAUGUCGCAGUUUGCACGCAAUAUCGCCAAUUUGCAGAACGCAGAAGGCCUUGUGGAUUUAUGCCAGGUGAAUGAUGUGCGAAUAUCGGGAGAUGCCAAUGGGAUCAGAAACAGUGCAGAAGGCCAAGGAGCACAUGAUGUAGACGAUAGUCGAUUUGAGCUUGUUUUAUCGAACGAUCUCGUGCUCCGCUUCAAAGCUUACAACGAAGAAACGCGAAAUGAAUGGAUUAAACGUCUCACGACCCUAGUCAGGUACUGGAAAAAUCGGGUAAAGGCCGAUGCUAGAGAGCUCAAAACUAUCCGCCAACAUAAUCUUGAGAUUUUGAAUAUUGAUGAGAGGAUGGAAUCAGUGUUUGGUCAGUUUGCUAGUAAAUGGGAGGUGAGACGAGCAGAAGCUUCGCCACAUCUGUACAACAUGUGCCAUCUGGCGGGGUGUCGAGCAAUCAAGAUGUCAGGAUACCUCUACCGCAAACCUCGUCGUCGUUCAACAUUUCAUCGCUGCCAAGUCAUUUGCACUUCUGGACAGCUCUUAAUUUUCCAAGACACUCUUCGCAAGCACAACGGGGUCGAAAUCCCACACAUUCAUAAGGAACGGGUAGCGACGCUAGACCUACAAGAUUGUUAUAUCUACUCUGGCCUCCUGACUGAGAAUGAUUUACUAUAUACCAAUCAGACAUUCGAUAACAACUACCCCGGCCACCAUGCCUUGCCGAGAAUCUACCUUGCUCAAGAUGGUUGGACAAGUCGAGACGAAGAUACAGCUAUAUGUUUUGUCAUUUGGCAUCCCAUACGCAAGAGUCUGUUCCGAGCUGCCGAGGUAAAGGAGGGCAAGACUAACAGAAUGCUUCGUCGUGUUUCUGCACUCGGUGUACCUGGACGAACCGUCGUCUUCAAAGCUAGGAACCGUAUUGAGCGAGAUCGAUGGGUGCUAUAUAUUGAAACGGAGAUUAACAGGUUACAGGAAGAAAGGGGAGAGGACGUGAGGAUUGUCUGA
Talaromyces marneffei is the source of this 3033-nucleotide messenger RNA. RefSeq lists its product as uncharacterized. The record is from RefSeq and is a predicted model, not a curated record. Gene Ontology annotation, biological process: ascospore-type prospore membrane formation; protein localization to prospore membrane. The coding region runs from base 1 to 3033 and encodes 1010 amino acids. Gene Ontology annotation, cellular component: prospore membrane. NCBI's taxonomy places the organism in Eukaryota, Fungi, Ascomycota, Eurotiomycetes, Eurotiales, Trichocomaceae. The transcript has 3 exons.